CCUGCACCUGCAGCCCCUGCAGCACCCGCUAAUACCUCACCUGGCGAAGGACCAUCCCAAAUACAAAAAGCUAUUCCUGUGGAAGUUGAUAUUGAAAUAAUGGAUAAUCAAUAUCGUCCAUCAGCCGGGUCUCGUCUCUCCGAUUAUGAGCCACCUUCUCUAAUUCAAGAGUCUGUUCCUGUGGCACAAGUAGAGCUACCUCGUCGACCAUCAACUGGAUUGAGAGAACAUGAUUAUGGAGCACCUUCUCAAACUCAAGCUUCAAAGAACAUUCGGGCUCAUGUAAUUAAUCAGGAGUUCACCUUGCGAAAGGAUAGAUAUCAGGUGAUAGUGGACAGGGAGGAGGAGCUACACAAAUUGAGGAUAGCAGAGCGGGAGUGGCUCGUAAAGGCAGCUGAGGAGACAUAUCAUAAAGCUCGCCUUGAAAAGGAAAGUGCGCAGGAGUUGCUGCUAUGCAGCCGGGCUAAGCGAGAGCUAGCAGAGCUGCAUCUUUCUAGGGAAGAAAGAAAUAAAUUGAUAGACACCAUUCAGCCUUUCUAUAAUAUUUCUAGUACUGAUAUGGGAUAA
Pectinophora gossypiella (pink bollworm) is the source of this 567-nucleotide messenger RNA. RefSeq lists its product as uncharacterized. The transcript has 5 exons. Lineage: Eukaryota; Metazoa; Arthropoda; Insecta; Lepidoptera; Gelechiidae. The coding region runs from base 100 to 567 and encodes 155 amino acids. The record is from RefSeq and is a predicted model, not a curated record.